This is a messenger RNA of Dromiciops gliroides (monito del monte), 945 nucleotides long. Its product is annotated as olfactory receptor 5D18-like. Gene Ontology annotation, molecular function: odorant binding; olfactory receptor activity; G protein-coupled receptor activity. The record is from RefSeq and is a predicted model, not a curated record. Bases 1 to 945 code for a protein of 314 amino acids. Gene Ontology annotation, biological process: sensory perception of smell; G protein-coupled receptor signaling pathway. Gene Ontology annotation, cellular component: membrane. NCBI's taxonomy places the organism in Eukaryota, Metazoa, Chordata, Mammalia, Microbiotheria, Microbiotheriidae. The transcript has a single exon.
AUGGCGAAUGCUGAUCAAAAUCAGAGCGAUGUGGUCAUCUUCAUCCUUUUAGGAUUCUCUGAUUAUCCAAAGCUCCAGAUCCCCCUCUUUCUACUAUUCCUCACCAUCUAUGUGGUUACUGUCGUGGGAAACUUGGGCAUGAUUGUGAUCAUCAGAAUCAACCCUAAACUCCACAACCCCAUGUACUUUUUCCUCAGUCAUUUGUCAUUUGUGGAUUUCAGUUACUCCACAAUAGUCACACCCAAGCUCUUGGACAUCUUAGUUGUAGAAGACAGAAGCAUUUCAUUUGAAGGCUGCAUUGCACAGUUUUCUUUUGCUGCUACCUGUUUGGUUAUGGAAACCUUCCUGCUGGCAGUUAUGGCUUAUGAUCGCUUUGUGGCCAUUUGUAAUCCUCUGCUGUAUACAGUAGCCAUGUCCCAGAAACGUUGUGCUCUUCUGAUUGCUGGGGUAUAUACAUGGGGCACAAUUUCUUCUCUCAUCUUCACCUACACUCUUCUUAUCUUGUCAUUUUGUGGGACCAACACCAUUAAUAAUUUUCUCUGUGAGUAUUCUGCCAUCCUUUCUGCCUCCUUCUCUGAUAAGCAUAUUACAGAGAUAAUACUAUUUAUUCUUGCUAAUUUUAAUACAUUUUUCACCCUUAUUAUUGUGCUCACAUCCUAUCUUUUUAUUUUUGUAACUGUCUUGAAAAUGCAUUCAGCCAGUGGGAGGCAUAAAGCCUUUUCCACCUGUGCUUCCCACCUAACAGCUGUAACAAUUUUCUAUGGGACCAUUCUCUUCCUUUACUGUGUGCCCAGUUCCAAAAACUCAUGGCUUAUAAUCAGAAUGGGCACUGUUUUUUGUACAGUUGUGAUCCCUAUGCUUAAUCCCCUAAUAUAUAGCCUAAGGAACAAAGAUGUGAAAGAAACAAUCAGGAAAUUGUUGGACACUAAAAUAUUAUGUCUCUAA